This is a messenger RNA of Saccharomycodes ludwigii, 4638 nucleotides long. RefSeq names its product Tcb3p (gene TCB3). The transcript has a single exon. Lineage: Eukaryota; Fungi; Ascomycota; Saccharomycetes; Saccharomycodales; Saccharomycodaceae. Gene Ontology annotation, molecular function: lipid binding. The coding region runs from base 1 to 4638 and encodes 1545 amino acids. The record is from RefSeq and is a predicted model, not a curated record.
AUGCCAAAUAGUGGUAACAAUAACACUACUACCACUAAAUCCAAUCGGAACGUUGCUGAUAGCAAUAACCAUAAGCAAUUGGAUAAUUCCGCCACUUCUUCCUCUUCUGGAUUUGAAAGAGGUCACAGCACCACUAAUAGUGCAAAGUUAACCAAGAAGGAUGACAUAUUUGUAGCCUCUGCUGCGAAAAAUCCUUCUGAAUUUCCGCUUCCAAAUAAUGUAGGCGCUAUUAAUUCGGUUCCACUAGAAAAAAUUCACCCCGAUGAUUGCAAAAAUCUAGUAUCAAGAAAUAUUAAUAAAUACGAUACCUCUAUUUCCAAUCCCAACGAAACUAGCAACGAUCAACACAUUGAUGCAAUUGCUUCGAACAAAGCAACAACUGACUCCUUGACCGAUUUCUUAAAUAAACAUCAAAAUAAACAAGGUAGUCAAUAUCCAUGGAAAGCUAUUGCUGGGUUUGAUGCCAAUCCUAAUACCGCUUCUGACAGCAAUGGUAAAGGUAUUGGUAUCAGCAUCAACGGUGAUUCUUCUGUUAUUAAAUCAUAUGUUGAAGAAUAUUUCUAUGCUGAUUACUACUAUAAUUUCGCUCUGAUUAUAGGUACUUGCUAUUUCUCCUGGCUUUUCGCUUAUUUGGGUUUUUCAUGGCUUUCAUUAAUGAUUGUUUUUUUUUGUACUGCUUCUGUCUACAGAGCUGAAUUCCGUCGUUUUAACAGAAAUUACCGAGACGAUUUAAAAAGAAUCACUAUCCAUGAGGAUUUAUCUGGCAAGGUGGAAACCACCAUAUGGUUGAACUCUUUCUUGAGUAAGUUUUGGAUUAUUUAUAUGCCGGUUUUGUCCCAACAGGUUAAAGAUAUUGUCAACCCAAUUUUGAAAAGUGUCACUCCAGGUUUUGGUAUUGAUGCGUUAACUUUAAACGAGUUUACUUUGGGUACUAAAGCUCCUACUAUUGACAGUAUAAAAUCGUACACAAAGAAGGGCAAAGACAUUGUGGAAAUGGAUUGGGCAUUUUCUUUCACUCCAAACGACACUUCAAACAUGACCGCAAAUGAAAUUAGAGCAAAGGUAAAUCCAAAAAUUGCCCUUGGUAUCACCAUUGGUAAGGGUGUUGUUUCUAAAACUUUGUCUGUUUUGGCUGAAGAUAUCAACUUUGCUGCAAAAGCUCGUAUCACCUUGAACCUAUCAGAUAACUUUCCCAACAUUAAGAUUGUUUCUGUGUCCUUAUUGGAACCACCAUUGGUAGACUUUGCUUUGAAACCAAUUGGAGGUGAUACCCUAGGUUUAGAUAUUAUGUCCUUCUUGCCAGGUUUAAAAAGUUUUGUCAAAUCCAUGAUUGAUUCUAAUGCAGGACCAAUGUUAUACGCUCCUAACAAAUUAGAUAUUAACGUUGAAGAAAUUUUAGCUGCCAGUGCCAAAGAUUGUUUGGGUAUUGUUGCUGUUACAGUUUCUAAAGUUGAUCACUUAACAAGAUCAGCCAGUCCGUACAUUUCUCUCACCACCGAAUCUGGUUCGUUUAAUAAUGUUGCUCCGGAAAUCCACACAUCCACAAAGAAGAAAGUUCAGGAAAGCUGUUCUUGGAACGAAACCAAGUUUCUUUUGGUCAAUUCAUUGGAACAAAAAUUGUUGAUCAAAUGUUUAGAUGCUGCUACCGAUGAUGCCGAUUACACCGACAAAUUACUUGGUGAAACCGAUUUUGAUUUACAUGAACUUUUGCAAAAAGAUAUUUUCGCCAAUAAAACUGUUAAUUUAAAGAAAGGUACUAGGAGCACUGGUACUUUGACCUAUUCAAUCCAAUGGUACCCAGUAGUUUCUGUCUCAGAUAAGUCCGAUCAACAACAGAAAGAGGUUACGCCAUCAAAGUCAAACACCACUACCGCUGGUAUUGAAGACUACGAUGAAUUUGAUGACGAUAUUGACAAUGGUGCUGAUGUCGGUGUCUUGAAAAUGACGCUACAUAGCAUUGUUAACUUAAGCACUUCUUCUUCUCCAUAUGGUAUUUUGAACCCAAGUGUCGAGUUAUAUGUUGAAGAUGAAUUGAUCAAAGCUUUCAGAACUAUAAAACGUACGAACGAACCAUCUUGGGAAGAAAUUAUCGAAGUUUUAAUCCCAUCCCGUUCCAGUUCAGUCUUACGUUUAUCUGUUUUUGAUAAUCAAUUUAAAACGAAAACCAAGAUUUGUGAAUAUGUUGGUACUACACGUGAUUUACUCGACCAUUGGAAGGCAAAUGAUUUUAUGUUUCAUGGUUCACCCUCCGGUGAUAUUAGAUUAAGUGGUAUUUGGAAACCUGUUAAAAUUGAUUCCUUGGGCAAGGCUAACGGAAAGAACAAAAAAUUGACCACGUCUACAUUGGGGACUGUUAGAUUACAUAUUCGUGACGGUGUUUUCUCGUCAAGCGACCUUUCUGGUGUCGGUGAUAUUGAUCCAUAUGUUGUUGUUAGUUUGGGUAGAGAGAUCAAGUAUAGAUCUCACUAUUUUAGUGAAAAUAAAACUCCAGUUUUUAAUAGUUUAGUUUAUUUGCCUGUUUUGAACGGGAACGAAACCGUUACUUUGUCAUUUUAUGAUUACCAAUCUGUUGGUAAAGAUAGAUACAUUGGCAAUUACUCCUUUACUGUCUCGCAAUUAUUAAAAAAAGACUCUUCUACUGGCAGAUAUGUUUUGUUUGAUGGUUCUAAGGAUAUUAUCACUUGUGGUAUCCGUACUUCUGAUGGGAUCUCCAAAAAAAGUUUGGCACAUAUUUCAUUAUCUUUUCUUCCAGCAAUCCCUGUAUUUUCGCCAAGUGAAUUGCAGGAAGUGAAAGAAACUGAAAAGAGGAUUGCUGAACACGAACAAAAAUUUAAAAUAGAACAAGCUGAACUACGUGAAAAAUUGGAAAAGUGCCCAGAUGAUUAUGAAGUUGUUGAAGUUUCUGAUGAUGAUGAUGAAUUGGUUAAAAAAUUACACCGUAAAGAGCAGAUGACUCUAAAACAGUUACUUGACUUCAAUUCAGGUUCUUUGUCUUUUGAAAUUUUAAACGGGAAAGGGUUUUCUCCAGGUUCUUACAUAAACAUUGUAUUCGAUGAUAUUUCUUAUCCCUCUUUUGUUUCCAGUAGAAUUGGCAGUAGUGUCUCUGGGUUAUCGCAGGCUUCUGGGGUCCAGUUCAUUCGUGAUUUGAAACAUAGUGUUGCCACGAUUAGAUCCACUAAGAAACGUGUCGCCAAGGACAACGAUGAUGUUAUUAAGGAAUUUACCAUUGACACCAUGGAUUUAUUGGAAAAAUGCUAUUCUGAGCCGGGUGUCAUCAGGGGUUCUAAUGGUUUAAGUCUUGAGUUUAGAUGUGUUUACGUUCCAUGUGCUUUAACAUUACCAGAUAGCGAAACCAUUCGAGAUACCGGUGAGUUAAAGGUUCAUCUUGUUAGUGCUGAAAACGUGCCAUCUCAUGAUAGAAAUGGUAAAUCGGACCCCUUUGUUGUUAUAACUAUUGAUGGCAUUAAAGUAUUUAAGAGUAAUAUUGAAAAAAAGACUUUGAAUCCUACUUGGAAUGAAACCACACUUAUUACCCUUCCUUCCAGAUCAAGAUCGAGAAUAACUGUCGAAGUAUACGACUGGGAUAGGACAGGUUCUAAUGACUUUUUGUGUUCUGCCAAUUUGCCAGCUGAGCGUAUUAAAGCAGGACAUCAUCAGGAUUGGAAGCUAUCCUUGAAACCGAAAGGUACGAUAUUUAUUAAAACGCAUUUUAAGCCACAAUACAUGAUUGCAAAGGCUGAUAUUUUUUCUGCUAAAUCAGCCAAAUAUUCAAACUUUGUUGGUGCAGGUGUUGGUGCAGGUGUUGGUGCUGUUACUGGUGUUGCUGAUGCGGGUGUCGGUGCUGUUACUGGUGUUGCCAACAUUGGUGUAAGUGGUGUAACAAAAGGUGGGCGUUUCUUGAAAAAUAUAGCCACUGGUAGGAAAUCACAAGAAGUCCAGAGACCAUCUAUGGAUGUGAGUAAUAGCAAGAGAGCUUCAAGUGAGCACAAAAGAAUGUCUGUUGACAGGAAAAGAUCUACUUCCAGGAAAGUUUCUACCAGCAGUAAUGAUAAAAGUGCACGUAUGUCGCAUAGCAAAUCUAGUUCUAGUCCUGCACAUAGAGCCUCGAUGGAUUAUGACCCAACCGUUCCAAAUCAAGAGUAUGCUCCAGUUCCAGGACCAGACUCUCCUUCCAAAAUGCAAGAUGGUGAUGCGACUAACAAGAGAGCUGUUUCUAGUGCUAGCAGUUUUGCAAGGACUUUGGCCCCCAAUGGUACUUAUGCAGGCACUGUCACCGUUUUAUCAGCAGAAAACCUGGGUUCCAGUGUUCAAAUUAAAGUCUCCUUAACACAAGGGGGUAGAUUAAAGACAUUGCAUAAAACGGAUAAAGUUAAAAGUAAUAAAGAUGGUGUUGCUACGUUUGGCGAUUCUGUUUCCUUUAAGGCAUCUCCAGAGGCAAACUUGGUGUUUGGUGUUAUUGUUCAUCACACUUUUAGUAAGGAUACUGAACUGGGUGCCGCUCAAAUUAACUUGAACGAUCCUCAAAUUCAACAGGAAGGUCAAAUCAUGAUAAGACUCGGUAAGGGUCAAAUUAUGCUGAAAAUUGAUUAUGGCAGUAAUACACCACCAGUUCCAAAAAUUCCAAAAGAGUUUAAAUGA